Molecule: messenger RNA, 1362 nt
Organism: Aaosphaeria arxii CBS 175.79
Lineage: Eukaryota; Fungi; Ascomycota; Dothideomycetes; Pleosporales
Exons: 3
Coding region: 1-1362 (453 amino acids)
Biological process (GO): lipid metabolic process
Source: RefSeq, a predicted model, not a curated record
AUGACAGAUCUCUACUUCAAGCUUGACCAAGCUCUUACUGUCCCAGACCGCCUGGUCCUCGAAACCCUACAAAGAGAUCGAGAGCAAUACCAGAAGGCUUCAGAUGGCUUCCCGAUUCAACAGGCCGGUAUCCCAACCGGUCGUAAAAGUUCUGUCGUGAACCGUGGUCGUCGCGUUGACUCUGCCUCGCCCCAAGACGCACUGGAUCGCGAUCAUCAAACCAUAGAGCUUCUUCGUAGCCUCAAUGAUCCCGGUUCAUCGAUCUUCGAGCCCACCGUUUUCGCCAGCGUAGACACAUCCGACAUCAAGUCUCCAUUUCUGAGGAAGUGGAUGAUAGACCCGUAUACCCGCUGGGGACGCCGCAUAGUCCGAGUAGAUACCGAUGUCGUCAUGCUCACACACUUGAUCAUCUACUUCGCCACGAGCGUGCCCUCUGCAAUAUACCUCUUCUACAGCUUUCGCUGGUGGCAUGGCUUGCUCCAUCUUGCCAUGCAGGGUUAUUAUAUGGGACCAUAUACGCUGUUGAUGCACCAACAUAUCCAUAUGCGAGGUGUCUUGAACAAACGCUUAGGACCUGUGGAUCACACAUUUCCCUACAUAUUGGAUCCGUUGAUGGGCCAUACUUGGAACAGCUAUUUCUUCCACCAUGUUAAACAUCAUCACAUUGAAGGAAACGGUCCAAAUGAUCUUUCCUCGACUGUCCGAUACCAGAGAGACGAUGUUUGGCACUUCUUACAAUAUGUCGGGCGGUUUUAUUUCCUCGUUUGGUUUGACUUACCUCGUUACUUCAUCCAGAGGAAGAAGCCCGGCCUCGCCAUCAAAGCUGGAGGAUGCGAAAUAGCGAAUUACGCGUUCUUGCUCUUUAUGUUUACUAGGAUCAACGCCACUGCAACCACGUUUGUCUUCUUGAUCCCGCUUCUGUUCAUGAGACUGGCCCUGAUGGUGGGCAAUUGGGGUCAGCAUGCAUUUGUAGACGAGCUCAAACCAGAUUCGGAUUUUCGAUCUAGUAUCACGCUUGUCGAUGUACCGUCCAACCGUCACUGCUACAAUGAUGGUUAUCACACAUCACAUCAUCUCAACCCAUUGCGUCAUUGGAGGGAUCAUCCCAUGGCUUUCCUGAAACAGAAAAAGCAGUAUGCAGACGAGCAUGCUCUUGUGUUCUACAAUAUAGAUUACUUCAUGCUCACCAUCACCCUAUUGACUAAGAACUACAUGCAUCUUGCACGAUGCCUAGUGCCCAUGGGUGAGCAGACGGAAAUGACUAUGGAAGAGCGGGCUGAGAUGCUCAGAAGUAAGACGAAACGAUUUACAGAAGAGGAUAUAGCAGAAAAGUGGGGUAAACAGUAUGCGCGGUUGAGCUAG